GAAAAAAAAUAGAAAGAAACAAGAAAAAGACAUUGAAGAGAGUGAUUCUGUGUUCAGUGGAGAUAGCGGGAGAGCCAUUGUAUGUUUUGAGCAGUGCAGACAAAGUGUUGGAAGGAGUGAAUGAGAGUGAAACUGUGUUCAGGAAGAGAGAGUGUGUUGAGAGGACAGAGAGAGGGAGAAAGCAGAAGAAUGAUGGAGACCCUGAGGAACAAAGACAGAUGAAGAUGACCUACAUAACUGCUGUGUCUUGCUUGGAAAGCUGCAUUGUAAAGAACAGGGGCCCUGAGCUCAUAUUUAAAUGGGGAGCAUGUGUCAAGUGCCAUGGAUCCAUGGGACUGUACCUUAAUAAAUAACUGAACAGGAGCAUACACUCACACAGCGCUGUGGCCCUAACAGUAGAACAUCUGUAAUGGAGAGGAACUUGCAAAUACCCUGGCAAGAGGAUUGCUACAUGGAUCUGAAGUCCUCUUCUCCAAAAUCAGUAACGCGCAACAAGAUGGAAGAUGUGGGUUGGUUGCGUAAACAUCAGAAAAUGCUGCAGCGCUGCAUUUCUGGCCCCUUAUUGGUGGAUGUGGUCAAUCACAUGAAGAAGCAGCACCAGCUGAGCGCCGAGGGGGUGGGGCUUAUUCAGGGCACAGGAUGCUUGGAGGAUAAGGUGCACACAUUGGUUGACCUCCUGUACGUCAGCGAUCCACAAGGCUCUGCUCUCCGUGAAUACCUGCAAUGCUCACAUCCUCAGGUGUACAACCUUGUGGUUCUGUAUGAGUCGGUUGUUCAACAUCAGAAAGACGCCCUGCUCCAGGUAGUCAGAGAAGGUAAUAAAAGUCUCACCGAGCAAGCUGCCAAUCAUACCACUGACCCUGCCCUCUUACUAGUUGAGGGUGUGUCUGACUUACAGCAGAGAGAGCAUGAUCUCAUUCAGGUGUUGGUCAACAGAGGGGCAGGACCUUUGCGUGGUCGUCCACUGACAUUAGACAGACUGCUUGCUUCAUUGACUAGAGUCAGCAUAGCCCCUCGUGUCACGCUAACAGUAGGCGUGUCCGGUAGUGGGAAGAGUCGAUUGGUCGGCCAGUUUGUCCAUCUAUGGACUUUGGGGAAGAUAUACCCUGAGUUGAACUUGGUGUAUCCUCUUGCAUGCUGGGAGUUAAGCAACUUUGAGCGACUUUCGGUCGAGAAGCUACUGCGGUUAAAAGCUCCGCAUGAAAAUACGGACCUGAUAUUGUCUAGCAGUGUUUGCAAAGUGCUGUUGAUUUUUGAUGGGCUGGAGGAAUUACGCUCCCCUUUGGACUUCUCUGAGGCUCCGGUGACGUCUGACCCUCGCCGGGAGCUACUCAUAUCAGACCUUAUCACAAACAUUGUCAGGGGCAACUUGUUGCCGCAUGCAACGCUAUGGCUUUUGUCGAGGCCUGUAGUCGGUGCAAAGGUACCUGCAGGAUUGGUUGACCGUGUAACUGAAGUACCGCCUUUCUCCCGCACACACAUUCAGGAAUAUCUUGCAAACACUCUCAAGCACUCGCAAGAGAACUCUCACACACCCUCGCGACCAUCCACCCUGUCUGAUUCUCUCACACACACAUCAAGGAACACCUCUGAGCAGGUGUGGGCUCACCUUAGCUCCCAGAAGCCUUUACUCCUUUUGUGUUCAGUGCCUGGCAUCUGUCACAUUGUCACAACAACACUGUCCCGCCUUGUGGGGGUGGAUUCGGAGGAUAUUCCUCUCCCACGGACUCUGACUGAAGUGUAUGCUCAUUACUGUUGGCCACAACUCUCAUCCACUGAUGUGCCCAACGAAAGCAUCCGGAAGCAGAUAGCCACGCUUGGCCGCCUGGCCUUCUACAGCCUAUUACGUCAGCGCAGCACAUUCAGUGAGCCUGAGUUCCGAACGUACGGUGCCGAUGUCUUACCACCUGCACCAGGAACUCUGGGACACAGGGUCCUCCGGUGCACGCGGUGCUGGUUCUCGGACUACGUGUGCUGGCGGUUCGUUCACUCCUCUGUGCAGGAGUUUCUUGCCGCACUCUUCUACUAUACAGCUUCGCGCCGAGGCAUGUUCGACCUGUUCUCUGAGAGCAGCGUAUCAUGGCCGAGAAUUGGCUUCCAGAGCCACUACCGUGCCGCUCUGCAGAAGAGAGACAAUGCGGCCAAUGCCAGCCUCGACCUCUUCAUGCGUUUCCUCUCCGGCCUGCUCUCGCCGGCCACUGGCAUGCUGCUUGGUGGGGCCUUGGGUGUGGGCCGUGAGGAGCAAGUGACCCAGCGAACCGUGGUAACGACCCUGCUGCGGAACGCAGUAGUGGGGUCUGGGGGCGAGGUGGUGAGCAUGCACAGUGUAGCCACAGUCACCUGCCUGGCGGAGGUACAGCAGGGGGAGUGGCUACGUUCAGUGGAGGAGGACCUGAUUGGCUGUAGACUGCGUGGGAAGCUGAAGGCCGGAGUGUGCGCGGUGCUGGCAUACCUCCUGCAGGUGUCGGAUGCAUGUGCAAAUGAGACGCAACUCUCAAACUGCCUAGAUGCCACCUCUCUCAAGAGACUCCUCCCCCAGCUUCUGUACUGCAGUAAGCUAAGGAUGGAAAAUAAUGAAUUUAAGGAUGAUGCAAUGGAGCUUCUGGGGAGUUUGCUUAGUGCCAAAGACUGCCGUAUUCAGUGUCUGAGUCUUGCAGAUAGCUCAAUAAGCAGUAAGGGUGUCAAACCCCUUAGUCGAUCCCUUCUAGUCAAUCGCACACUCACCAUACUGGAUCUUCAUGGGAACAAUAUUGGCACCAGAGGAGCAAAGACAUUGGCUGAAGCCCUGAAAAUGAACCAAGUCAUCACAUCACUUAAUCUUCAAAGUAACCACAUAGAGGAUGAGGGAGCUCGUGCUCUAGCUGACGUUCUGCAGUCAAACCGGAAACUCGCCACACUAAAUGUUCAGAAGAAUGGUAUAGGCCCAGAGGGAGUGAAGAGAAUUGCAGACUCCCUGAAACAAAAUCAGACUCUACAAGACCUCAAUGUGUCCAGUAAUCAGCUGGGGAACCAGGGUGCACUGUUCCUGGCUCAAGCUCUUGUGGUGAACCAUACACUUUGUACUCUCAGUCUCCAGAGUAACUCUGUCAGUGACAAAGGCAUGAAGGCUCUUACUCAGGCACUGCGCUCCAAUAGAGGUCUGACCAGCCUCAACCUCAGGGAGAACUCCAUAGGAGUUGAAGGUGCUAAGGCCAUUGCCCAAGCUUUACAGGAGAACAACACACUCAGAGAAUUUGACCUUACAGCUAAUCUUCUCCAUGAUGAAGGAGUGACAGCCAUUGCUGAGGCAGUGAAAGUGAAUCGAGCUCUCACAUCCUUACAUCUCCAGUGGAACUUUAUGAAGGGUGGUGCUGCUAAGGCACUCUCUCAGUCUCUCCACAGCAACACGAGUAUCCAGCUACUGGAUCUACAGGAAAAUGCUCUUGGUGAUGAUGGUGUUGUCUCGCUGGCUGGCGCCCUGAAAGUUAACUCCUCGCUUGUCGCGCUCUAUCUGCAGGGAGUUUCGGCAGGGAACUUGGGGGCCGUGGCACUGGCUGAUGCUCUUAGGGUUAAUCAAACCCUCCACACACUCGAUCUCCGUGGCAAUUCCAUUGGCAUGGGUGGGGCCAAAGCGCUCUCCGUUGCUCUGAAGACCAAUAGGAGUUUGAGAAGUUUAAACCUCCAGGAGAACACUUUAGGUAUGGACGGAGCCAUCUUCAUUGCCACUGCAUUAAGAGGAAAUCAUCAACUCACUUACAUCAAUCUUCAGGGGAACGGAAUCGGUGAAUCGGGAGCAAAGGUCGUUUCGGAUGCCAUAAGGGCUGAUGCUAUGGAAUGCGUUGUGGAUAUCUGACAGAUUAACAUACACUCCUACACUUUGCAAAUUUAUGUCCAUCUAUUACUAUUUAUUAAUUAUAUCUCAGCAUCAAUC
Electrophorus electricus (electric eel) is the source of this 3910-nucleotide messenger RNA. RefSeq names its product NLR family, CARD domain containing 3 (gene nlrc3). Gene Ontology annotation, molecular function: protein binding. The record is from RefSeq and is a predicted model, not a curated record. NCBI's taxonomy places the organism in Eukaryota, Metazoa, Chordata, Actinopteri, Gymnotiformes, Gymnotidae.